Messenger RNA from Dipodomys spectabilis (banner-tailed kangaroo rat), 6442 nucleotides. It is a transcript of the gene Edem3, whose product is annotated as ER degradation enhancing alpha-mannosidase like protein 3. Gene Ontology annotation, molecular function: mannosyl-oligosaccharide 1,2-alpha-mannosidase activity; calcium ion binding. Gene Ontology annotation, biological process: mannose trimming involved in glycoprotein ERAD pathway; endoplasmic reticulum mannose trimming; carbohydrate metabolic process. The transcript has 20 exons. NCBI's taxonomy places the organism in Eukaryota, Metazoa, Chordata, Mammalia, Rodentia, Heteromyidae. The record is from RefSeq and is a predicted model, not a curated record. Gene Ontology annotation, cellular component: endoplasmic reticulum; membrane. The coding region runs from base 206 to 3010 and encodes 934 amino acids.
GGCGGCGGAGGGCGGAGGGCGGUGGCGGCGCUGCCGCUGGAGACCGGCUCGGUGGCUUUGGCAAACAGUUUGGCGCCGGCGGCCGCCCGCCUCGCUUCCCAGUCCGCCGGCGGCCCGGCUUGCAGCCCCCUCGUCGCCGGCGUCCGGCAAUGUGUCCCGCCGCCCGAGCGUAGCAGCCGCCGCGCGUGCGCGGAACCGCUGGGCCAUGAGCGCAGCCGGCGGCGGCCGGGACUGGGGGUCCCCGGUGCCCCAGCGAGCGCCCUGGAGCCUGGUGGCAGCCACGGCCGCGCUCUGCCUGCUGUCCGCCACGUCGGUGAGGACGGCGGCGGCCGCGCCCAUGAGUCGGGAGGAGAAGCAGAAGCUGGGGAAUCAAGUCCUGGAAAUGUUUGAUCAUGCUUAUGGUAACUAUAUGGAACAUGCUUACCCAGCUGAUGAACUCAUGCCUUUAACCUGUAGAGGCCGAGUUAGGGGCCAGGAGCCAAGUCGGGGUGACGUUGAUGAUGCCUUGGGAAAAUUCUCCCUAACACUGAUUGAUUCUUUGGACACUCUUGUGGUAUUAAAUAAAACUAAAGAAUUUGAAGAUGCGGUGAGAAAAGUUUUAAGAGAUGUUAAUUUAGAUAAUGAUGUAGUUGUGUCAGUCUUUGAAACAAACAUCAGAGUUCUUGGGGGUCUUUUGGGUGGACACUCACUGGCAAUCAUGCUGAAAGAAAAAGGUGAAUACAUGCAGUGGUACAAUGAUGAACUUCUCCAAAUGGCAAAGCAAUUGGGUUACAAACUUUUACCAGCUUUCAAUACUACCAGUGGCCUUCCUUAUCCCCGAAUUAAUUUGAAGUUUGGCAUCAGAAAACCAGAAGCUCGGACAGGAACAGAGACAGAUACCUGUACAGCUUGUGCAGGUACCUUGAUCCUUGAAUUUGCUGCUUUAAGUCGAUUCACAGGAGCAACAAUAUUUGAGGAAUAUGCACGGAAAGCUCUUGAUUUUCUCUGGGAGAAAAGACAGCGAAGUAGUAAUUUAGUAGGUGUGACCAUCAACAUUCAUACUGGAGAUUGGGUACGAAAAGACAGUGGAGUUGGAGCAGGGAUUGAUUCAUAUUAUGAGUAUCUGUUGAAAGCCUAUGUCUUGCUUGGAGAUGACAGUUUUCUGGAAAGAUUUAAUACACACUACAAUGCCAUCAUGCGGUAUAUCAGCCAGCCACCUCUUCUGCUGGAUGUGCACAUCCAUAAACCAAUGCUGAAUGCUCGAACUUGGAUGGAUGCCCUACUUGCCUUUUUUCCAGGCUUACAGGUUUUAAAGGGGGAUAUUAGACCUGCUAUUGAAACUCAUGAAAUGUUAUAUCAGGUGAUUAAAAAACACAAUUUCCUGCCAGAGGCAUUUACUACAGAUUUUAGAGUACAUUGGGCUCAACAUCCUUUAAGACCAGAAUUUGCAGAAAGCACCUACUUCUUAUAUAAAGCUACAGGAGAUCCUUACUACCUUGAAGUAGGGAAAACACUUAUUGAAAAUUUAAAUAAGUAUGCUAGAGUGCCUUGCGGAUUUGCUGCCAUGAAGGAUGUUCGUACUGGAAGUCAUGAGGACAGAAUGGAUUCUUUCUUCUUGGCUGAAAUGUUUAAAUAUCUUUACCUGUUAUUUGCUGAUAAAGAAGACAUUAUUUUUGACAUAGAAGAUUACAUUUUUACAACAGAAGCUCAUCUGUUACCUCUUUGGCUCUCUACUACUAAUCAAAGCAUCUCUAAGAAGAACACAACCUCAGAAUAUACGGAACUGGAUGACAGUAAUUUUGAUUGGACUUGUCCAAAUACUCAGAUUCUUUUCCCUCAUGAUCCAUUGUAUGCUCAACGCAUUCGUGAGCCCUUGAAAAAUGUGGUGGAUAAGAGCUGUCCUAGAGGCAUCAUCAGAGUCAGAGAGGAGAGUUUCAGGAGUGGAGCUAAACCCCCUCUGAGAGCCAGAGAUUUCAUGGCCACUAACCCUGAGCAUUUAGAAAUCCUGAAGAAGAUGGGGGUGAGUUUGAUUCAUCUGAAAGAUGGGAGAGUCCAGUUGGUCCAGCAUGCAAUCCAAGCUGCUAGUUCAAUUGAUGCUGAAGAUGGAUUGAGGUUCAUGCAAGAGAUGAUUGAGUUAUCAAGUCAGCAGCAGAAGGAACAGCAGCUGCCUCCGAGAGCUGUGCAAAUUGUCUCCCACCCAUUUUUUGGCAGGGUAGUAUUGACUGCUGGACCAGCUCAGUUUGGGCCAGAUCUGUCUAAACAUAAAGAGACAAGAGGAUUUGUUGCCAGCAGUAAACCAUAUAAUGGUUGUUCAGAGCUUACUAACCCUGAGGCAGUGAUGGGGAAAAUUGCAUUGGUUCAAAGGGGACAGUGCAUGUUUGCAGAAAAGGCACGCAACAUCCAGAAUGCCGGAGCCAUUGGUGGUAUUGUUAUUGAUGACAAUGAGGGGAGCAGCAGUGAUACUGCCCCUCUGUUCCAGAUGGCAGGCGAUGGGAAGGAUACAGAUGACAUCAGGAUCCCCAUGCUGUUCUUAUUCAGCAAAGAAGGAAGCAUCAUACUGGAUGCCAUCCGAGAAUAUGAGGAGGUAGAAGUGCUCCUUUCUGAUAAAGCAAAAGAUCGAGAUCCUGAAAUGGAUAACGAAGAACAACCAUCCUCUGAAAAUGAUUCUCAGAAUCAAAGUGCUGAACAAAUUAUAUCAAUUUCUCCAACAGUUGAUUUGGUUGAUCAAGAGACUCCUGAAGAAAGUUCUUUAAACUCUCCCCCAGAGUCAUUAUCUCCAGCAGAUACUGAGGAUGCUGCAGAUGUUUCCCCUCCUGAACAGACUUCAAGUCCCACAGCAAACCAUGAGACUCCAAGUCUUGAUGGUGAAUGUACCGAUCUAGACAACCAACUUGAAGAACAAUCAGAAACUGAGGAAAAUUCUAGUCCUGACGUUAGCUGGGAUAAGAAGGCCCAGCCCAUAGAUUCCAUAUUAGCAGACUGGAAUGAAGAUAUAGAAGCAUUUGAAAUGAUGGAGAAGGAUGAGCUAUGACUCACUAAAAAAUAUGGUGGUAGGUAUUUUAAAAGAACAGGUAAACUGUAGUUAUAGACACCCUAAUACAAAGCAAGCUGUUCAGUGGGAACUUUGAGUAUGAAUGAGCAACCACGUUCUGACUGGGAUAGUAGUUAUAGGAAUCUGGAGCAUGCUGACCCAAACUGACCUUGUUUAAAUUGUCCCAUCAACAGCAGAAACUCACAAUUCCCCCCUCAGAUGACAGCAUUGCAUACCCUGUAUGUCAGGGAAAGAUUUCUGGGCAUUCCUGGGAGCCAUAUUUCUACAGUCUCUGAAUAGACAAGAAACAAACUCAGUUCUGAGUGAAUUGGGGCAUAGGAGUUUAUUUAGCUUUCUAAUUAAAGGGUUUGGGGUUGGAGUCCCUUUGGGGAAGACACAAGUGAGUAUCAUGCAUUCUGUUAUGCUGCCUUUACAAAACACUCUUAAGUGACCUAAGUGGUUGUGAAGCAGAUUGCAUUGUGGUAGAACCAGUUUCCACUCAUCACUUUCCACUGGCUUCAUAGAGGACAAAUGUUCAGGAUAACUUGAGUUUUUUCCUCUCCUAACGCUGUCCUUUUCAUUUAAACCAAAGGUAAAGCCAGUGUGCUUUCCUAGAGAGUUUCUCCAUAGACUAAUCACUGGGACCAGGAUAAAAAGUCACAUAAUAGACUGUGGAAAUUUGUUACUUCAUAUUUUUGAUAAAUGGAGCAAGGGAGAAACUAUAAUGUUGCAAUACAGAUUUCUCAUUGGGCCUUCCAUAGGGAAAGCCAUGACAACUCUGAAAUGGAACUUAGCAUAAUAUCCUUGUGGGGUAGUUAGAAAUACUUAGCAGUUCAGUUCUCCAAGGGAUUACCUUAGCCAUUGAUUGGCCCUACUCCAUCUCAUGAUAGGUAUGUAGGAUACCUAAUGGCUGUCCUCUAGAACCACGAUGAAACUGUGGAAGUGAUCUAAAAUUCCUGGGUGGCUACUGCUUUCUCCUUUGAAACUGGUUUCUGAUGUUUCCGCCUAGGAAGUCUUUUGCAUUUUCUGUUGAAUCAUAGUUUUUAGGUUUUGUUUUAACUAAUAUUCCUUCUGAUAUGGACUUGAAAAUGAAUCUCUGGAGUCCUGUGUGAAACUAUUACACAGCAGCAACUAUAUACAGCCAUACAGCUUAAGGAAAAAAAUUACUGUUUUUUUUCUUUCUUUUCUCUUUUUCUUUUCUUUUUUCUUCUUUUUUUCUCUUUUUUUUUGAUGGCAGUCUGGUGCUGGCUACAUUUAAAUUUUUAAAAAAAUUGCUGGUUAUAUUGGUAGACAGCCCUGUAUUGCAAUCAUGGCUUUACCCAUUUUAUUUAUUUUUAAAAAUUUGAUCAGUUCUAAACAAAUAUCUGACAGGCUUAAUUCCUUUCUUUUUACCAUGACAUUACACGAUAACCUUUUCCUAAAACAUGGUUUUGAGGUACUGAAUAACUUACAUAUGGAGCUGUUCAAGAACAGCAAUGCUGUAUUGUAGUUAUGUAAAUUUGUGUACAGUGUAUUAGAUCCCAGGUAAACAUAUUCUCUUAUAAGGAGCUAAAUACCUGCUUUCAAAGAUUCCAGCUAAACAUAAUUGGAUCAGCAAGAAUAAGUCUUAUGAAUAAUUCACUUGGGGGGGAGGGUGGAAGAGUAGAAUAGCAAGACCUUUAUUGACUCUUUAACUAAUCUUGACACCAAAAUGAGUAACUUUAGUCUCUCUGCAUGUAAAAUUUGGUGUGCGAAGAUAGAACUAUAAUACAUACAGUAUACAGAAGGAUAUACAUAGUGCUUUGUUCAUCUUAACUGCAAAGCUGCCAAAAUAGCUGAAGCUUAAUUACUUCACUUGAUUUAUAGGACUGGGGCUUGGAGAAAAGGAGCAGAUGUUCCUCUAAGACUUUGAUUACAGAAGCCUUAUAUACAGUGAUUUGAUUUUUCAUUUGUAGCUCAAAGCCAUUUUGUCCAAUCUUAACUCCUCUGAGUUUUCAGAAAGGCCUUUUCCCCUCAGUAAGAGCUUGAGAAAUGAGGGAGGCUGCAACCCACUAGGAAGAGCCAGCUUCCUGCCACUCUCCCUUCCUUUGGCCUUUAGGGGGCAUUGUUGCUCUUCACUGAGAUUUAGAUGCAAUUUGUUUAAAUAAAUCCUUUUAUGAAAAAAGAAAAGGAAAGGAAGAAAAAAGAAAAUUUCCAGUUAUACUUACUACUCAGAAGGAAUGAUCUCAAUUUUUCCAGUUUAAAAAAAUAUAUGUUGUUUCAAAACACUAAUACUAUUAUUGACUUUGCAAUCAUUUAUUUAUUUGUCAUACUGCCACAGUAGUUGAGUUCAUUUAAAAAUUCCAGUUGUAUUAGACUUUUAAAAAUGUUUUGUUUGUUACAUAUCUUUCAUAGCUAUAUUAUUUACUUGCAGAAGAUUCAGGGGGUUCCUGAAUUUAGAAACAUCUGGUCUACCUCAGUUAAAUGUUGACUGCUUUGAAAUAUAGCUGAAAUGAUCACCACAGCCAUAAAAUUGUUUAGCUAGGAGAGAUUUAUAUAAUGUUUACAAACCUGGAAUCAAGUAAGGAUUUUACCUGGAAGUUAAAAGUUAGAUAUUCUUAGAACAAGUAUUUAAUUCGGGUAUUUUCAACUUUUAAAACUUGUUUACCUAAUAAGAAUAGCUAUAGUUUUUUUUGCAUGAAAAGUCCAUUGAAAUAUAAUUUUCAAUGAUUUCCCAUCAAGUUUAAGCAUGAAAGAAUUGUAAUUUACUAGAUACGUUUGGGAUGGGAUUUUUUUUUGGUGGUAGGUUUUCUUUUUUUUUUUUUUUUCUUUUUAAACUGUAACUAGCUCCCAAAAAGAAUAUAAUUGUUUCAGAACAAAAUUUUUUUGAAAUUUCACUUUUCCUUUUUUCUACAGUAUUAGAAAUUUUAAAAUGAAAAAUUGUGCACUUUCUGAUUUUAAUUUCUCAAGAAUAUUUUAUUUUCAAUACAACCCAUUUAUAGCAAAGCCAGCAUUUGUUCUCUCAACAAACCCCAUGCCAAAUUUAUCAUAAAGAAAGCUCAGCAUAAGUAAUUCAAAUAGUGCUUAUAAUUUUAGAGGGGUUGGGUAGAACUUAGUAAAUAUUCCAACCGGUCGUUUUAUGCACAAGGCUUCAGUCAGAACAUAGAAAAAAAAACAUUCUGUGAAUGAAACAUUGUAUGUUCAGAUUUUAUAAAAGACAUUUUUAAAAGCCCAAUUUACAGCCGUAUAUUUUCUUAUGAUGUAAUUUAUGAAAAAGAUGUCUGUACUAACAGGUGCUGUAACACUACUGUUGUUGGGUUUUAUCGUUUGGUGAUAAAUGUAUACAAUAUUUCUAAUGGAAACUAUGUACUGUGAUGUAAAAGUCUGGGCAAAAUGUAUAUAAAUCCUUGUAUAUAAUUGUGUAUUUGAUUAUAAUUACUGAUUGUAAAGAUUUAAUAAAACAUGUAAAUAUUG